AGAAGCGCGUCUGCUCGCUCGGCUGCUAAAAGCUAACCGUGCUAGGCGGGAAAAAACGUUAUUUUUGUAGUUCCGAAGCGUUUCUUAAUCAACGUUUGAACAUUAAUGAGUCAGCGAACGGGUUGUUUAACCGGCCAACGUCCCUUUUUAUCACGGUUAAUGUUAUCUAACUGUCAGCUACAACGACAAACGAGGCUCGCCUCGGGUUCCGAGUCGUGCUAACAGGUGUUACGCUAAAAUCUGUGACCCUUCAGAUUCUGUGACAUUAGAAGAGCAACUCAAAUAUCGACAGGCAGCUGCAGGGAGGAUGGAGUCGUCGGAAGAGGCUUUGGUGUCGGAGCUGAAGAAGCAGCUGGAGGAUGAAGACCUGAACCCGGAGCAGAAAAUCGACCUGCUGAACAAAGGCAUUAACAAGGCUCUGAACGUGGCGGCGGUGCAGACCAACAGCAGUGUGUUGACUCGUGUGAAGUCUCAGUUGUACCACACUGGUGUCCUGAGUCACUGCGUCCUCGCUCUCUCUCUGGAUCCCAGAAGGCUGAGGGGCAACUGGACCGCCGCCGCCACACUCGCCCAGCUCACCAGUUCUUGCUGUGUCGGGUUGGACCCUGGUGAACAUUCGGAGGCCUUUCAUAGGCUGUUCCUGCCGUCAGUCACGGACGGCCUCCUGUCAUUGGCCAGCCAGCUGAUGAGACGGGCAGAGUGUUUGUCUCUUUUCAGGAAGGUGAUGGAUUCAGUCGGCUGGCUACUCAGAGCUCACACACAGCUCACCACUCAGGUUCUCAGCUCUGUCCACUAUGAGCAGAUCCAGAUGUGUGAUGAUGUGACUGUGGCUCUGCUGUGCGUCCAGCUGUGGAUUCAAACCUGCACAGCCAGCAGGGACUUCCUCUCCAGGUUAAGUGAUGACUCCGUCCUGUUGCUGCUUAACGAGGUCGUCGGCCAAUUAGCCGUCAGCUCUGAUCCCGCCGUGGGCAGGGCCUCCGUCAGACUCAUCCUCCUCAUGGCCAAUCAGCUGCAGCUCAAGCUCCAGCCCCUCCUCCUCAGCUUCAGAGGUCUGGACAACGUGCUGGACAAAGACUGGAGGGGACAGGGCUUUGACCAGGAAGUGGAUCAGCUGAUUGCACUCAUCCAAUCAGACAGAGGCACGAGGAGUCCCUCCCAGGUGAGUACUGAGCAUGUGCGGGCGGCAUGUGUGAUCCAGGCAGCCUGGAGGUCGUAUCAGACCAGACGCAGAGUGAGGAGUCUCAACAGAGCAGUUAGUACGUUGCAGAGGAGAUACAGGGCUCGGAGGAGGCAGCAGCAGCAGCAGAAGGAGGCCCAGCAGUGGGAGGAGGAGUUGAAGUACCAGGUGUGUGUGAGACGCCAGCAGGCGAGGAGGGCGUUCCACCAAAAACAGAGACAACUGCUGCAACUACUGCCCCCUGACCAGGUGCAGUCGUACCUGCAGGAGUGCGAGCGUCAUGCGGCCGUGGUUAUCCAGAGCUUCUGGAGGGGCUUCAGGGAGCGACGCCGCUACAACAACACACGCCGACACACACUGAGACACACGCACACACAGCAGCAAGCCGCCAAGACCCUGCAGAGAGCGGUGCGGCGCUUUCUGCAAAAACGACGGGCAGCGACGGCCCCGCCCACCACACCUUUCUGGAUUGGUCAGAAAGGUUUGACGGACAGCAGGAGGGCGGAGCUGAAGACCCAGGUGGAGGAGUACAUCGCUGUGCAUCCUUCGUCCCAUGUGUCUCCUGAGGAGUGUGAGCGUCUCCAUGAGGAGGUGCAGCUGCUGCUGCUGUCGGAGCUGCAGAGGGUAGAGGAGCGGAGGAGGGAGGAGCAGAGGAUGGAGGCUCUGCUGGCUCACACACACACUCAGCUAGAGCUGCUCAGAGAUGCCCCGCCCCUCCCUGUCCUCACGGCGACAGAUGCCGAGUCCUUCCUGAGCCCCUCGGGUCCCAUUGCCACCCGUGCCCGUGAUGCCCACAAUGCAAUGCUGCAGGCGAGCCGGCUGCCCUGGUGGAGGACGCUGGGAGAGCCGGUCGACGUGUUUAGCCCCGCCCACCUGCAGGAGCUGGAGGCGGAGCUCGGGGGACUGUUUGUAGGGGGGUCAGCGGAGGUUGACAAACUCACUGAGCUGGACGGAAUAAACCUUUAACCUGAAAAUUGACUGAUCUGAGUUGAGCCACCUGGUACUUUGUAAUCAGUCCAGGCAGUACGAGUGUCGGAGCAUUGUUUAUAUUUUUACUAAUAUUAUCUUUCCAGUGGUUCUGUGGCCCAAAACAUCAGAGGAUCUGUUGUGAAAUGUGCAAGAGGAAGCCACAAGGGGGCUCAGUGAUAAAGUUACGUGUGUUUUUGUUCACACAUCGCUAACCACACACUGCUUACAUAGAGCUGCAUCGACCGGUGUAGGUCAUACCCAUUUACAUUUUAACAUUUUGUGAAAUAUAUGUGAAACCUGCUUUUCCAAAUGAGUCCCCGCUUUUUUGAUUCACAGAGACCAGAUUGGUGUUGAACAUCGAGCAGGUAGUGGACAGUGGCUUUUUCCAGCUGUUCCUCUGAAAACAUCUGCCUGCCGCGGCCGAAAACAACGCUACGAGAGCGGUGAGAGUGAACCAGAGCAGCAAACAGACAAACAAUGAGCUGAAACUCACUGUAAAGCUGCGUAAAGCUGAGGGGAGCUGCAGAUUCAGCUGAUAACUCUCUGCAGGACCAUCACCUUGUAAUUUCACACACUGCUAUUAUAAAAAUUUCCAUUUUAACUGCUUUAAAUAUCUGACAUUACUUUGUUCUCCAAGAUUUCAUGCCGCCAUCUAGUGUCCUUUCACAGAAUAGGCUCUGAAACGUUCACGUUCAAACAUCUGUGAAAGCUCGUAUCUAUCAAUGGUCUUGGCUUCCUUGGCGCGCCUCUGGCUCUGAGUUGCAUCAGAUGCUGAAUACGUCUCUAGAUUAACAACUAGAAAUGGUUUGAUUUUUAUCAGUCUGUCAUUAUUGCAAUAAAUCAAACGGCAGGGGGAGCUGGUUCUUCACCACAGCAACACGGUUGAGGGAGACUGUUUUUCCCCAGGAUGGAGGGAGGGGAGGGUGCGCUGGGUUUGGUCCUAUAUGCAGCCUUUAUGGACAGUACUGACGUGUGACAACCUCUCCACACACUGUACACUUGUGUUUUUUACUCAUUAAAGUUUAAUACUGGAUGAAAAGUUUAAUAUGUGAUCAUUAAUAUUUGAAGUUUUCAUUUAAUGUUAAAGAAAUUUUUUGGUAACAUGGAUAGAACAUGUGCUGUGGUGUGAGAGAUGGUCCAGCGUGCAGAGCAGCCUAUCGAUCACAUCCAUUGAUUAUUGAUCUGAGCUGCCGGCCAGCUGAGGCUCAGCAGAUGUUACAUAAGCAGCUGCUGGUCUGUCUGUCAGAGGGAGACAGCUGCAGGAGAGCAACGCUGGAGACGAGGUGGUAGGAGCUCUGAGUGCUUCACUACAGCUUUGUGGUAA
This is a messenger RNA of Xiphias gladius (swordfish), 3470 nucleotides long. RefSeq names its product IQ motif containing B1 (gene iqcb1). The record is from RefSeq and is a predicted model, not a curated record. Bases 308 to 2143 code for a protein of 611 amino acids. NCBI's taxonomy places the organism in Eukaryota, Metazoa, Chordata, Actinopteri, Istiophoriformes, Xiphiidae. Gene Ontology annotation, cellular component: cilium. Gene Ontology annotation, molecular function: calmodulin binding. Gene Ontology annotation, biological process: cilium assembly. The transcript is spliced from 15 exons.